This is a messenger RNA of Erythranthe guttata (spotted monkey flower), 582 nucleotides long. The record is from RefSeq and is a predicted model, not a curated record. NCBI's taxonomy places the organism in Eukaryota, Viridiplantae, Streptophyta, Magnoliopsida, Lamiales, Phrymaceae.
CCUAUAAAGCAUUCGUUUUUUCCCCCUAAAACAUUCCAUAAUCAAAUUUCACCGAUACCUAUGGGAAAGAGAAGAAAUGGCAAGGGCAAAAAUUCCAGCGGCGGUGACUGUAAUAAUACCACAAGCAGCAAUAGCGACAAAUUCUCGGCGUUCGAUUUCUCCGACGAGGACUUUCGCGUCGAGCAGGAUGCCCGCAAAACCCUUGCCAAAUUCGAUAUCGAAAGCCCCGGCAAGAAACCCGCGGAUAAUCGUGUUGCCAUUGACAAACACGUUCUUCUUGAUUUCUCCAUGAGUUCUCAUGCCAAAAUUACCGCCAACAUCAAUUCAAUACCUACGCUGAAUGGUUCUAAUUUUAAGUCAUGGAAAGAGAAUCUUCUUAUUGUUCUCGGAGUCCAUGACCUUGACCUUGCGUUAAGGGUUGAUUCUCCUCCACCUCUUACGGAUAGAAGCACCCCGGAUGAUAAAAGGGAUAUGAAAAGGUGGAAGAAAUCAAAUCGCAUGUGUUUGAUGAUAAUGAAGAAGACCACUCGAGAAGCAUUCAGGGACACUAUUUCUGACAGUAUUACUACAGCUAAAGAAUAG